CAGCCGCCCUCCCCGCGCAGCGCUGGCCCCGCCCCCUGCUGUCAGUCAGUCAGUCUCCCCCCCGAGCAUGGCGGAGGCCGCGGGAGCUGUCUUCCUGCUCUUCAUCUCGCUGUCCCCCCGGCCCGUCUCCCUCUGGCUGCUCGGCCUGCGCCCCGAGGACACGGUGGGCGGCCGGGUGUCCCUGGAAGGGGGGACGCUGAGGGCGGCGGAGGGCACCCGCUUCACCCUGCGGGUCUACUUCCAGCCGGCUGCCGCUCCUCCCCCGCUCCAGACCCCGAGCCCCGCGGGGGUCAAUGGCAGCGCCGGCUCCUCCCCCCCGCGGCUGGUGUUCAUCGAGGAGCCGCGGGCCAGUGGCUCCUGCCAGGAUGAGGGCUCCUGGGCGUCGGAUGUGGAGGUUGUGGGGCCCCUGCAGGCCGGGCAGGGGGGCUCCGCGGUGGUGGAGGUGGCUGUGCGGGAGCUGCGCAAGGGGGAGCGGGGCAAGCUCUUCUCGCUUUGCGCCUUCGACGGGCGGAGCUGGGAGCACCACGGCGGAGCGCACUUCGGGCUGGAGGUACGGGAGGCGGAGCCUGGCAUGCCAGGCUGGCUGCGUAUCAUGGCGGCGCUCAUGCUGCUGGCCCUCUCUGCGCUGUUCAGCGGGCUGCGGCUCAGCCUGCUCUCCCUGGACCCGGUGGAGCUCCGGGUUCUGCAAAACAGCGGCUCGGCGGUGGAGAAAGAGCAGGCCAGGCGCGUGCAAGAGGUGCGCAGCCGUGGAUCCUACCUGCUCUGCACCCUGCUCCUUGGCAACGUGCUCUCCAACGCCGCUCUGGCCGGAUGGCUGUGCUCCUCGCUGCCGGGACCCCUAUGGCUGCCCAUUGUGCUGUGCACCGUGUGUGUCUUUCUGGUUGGAGAGGUGGCCCCAUACUCGGUGUGCUCCCGCCAUGGACUGGCCAUUGCCUCCCGUACUGUGUGGCUCACCCGCCUGCUGAUGGCCGCUACCUUCCCAGUGUCCUUCCCGCUAAGCCGCCUACUAGACUGGGCCCUACGCCAGGAAAUUGGCACCUUCUACACCCGGGAGAAGCUGCUGGAGAUGCUGCGGGCUGCCGAUCCUUACAAUGAUCUGGUCAAGGAGGAGCUGAACAUCAUCCAAGGGGCUCUGGAGCUUCGAACCAAGGCGGUGGAGGAUGUGCUGACCCCUCUAGGGGACUGCUUCAUGCUGCGCUCAGACGCAGUGCUUGACUUUGCCACAGUGUCCGAGAUCCUGCGCAGCGGCUACACCCGCAUUCCCGUGUAUGAAGGAGAGGAUCGGGCCAACAUAGUGGACAUCCUCUUCGUCAAGGAUUUGGCCUUCGUGGACCCCGAUGACUGUACCCCACUGCAGACCGUGACCCGCUUCUACCACCGGCCCCUGCAUUGUGUCUUUAAUGAUACCCGUCUGGACGCUGUACUGGAGGAGUUUAAGAAGGGUAAAUCCCACCUGGCUAUAGUUCAACGAGUAAAUAAUGAAGGAGAAGGCGACCCUUUUUAUGAGGUGAUGGGGAUUGUAACUCUGGAAGACAUCAUAGAAGAAAUAAUAAAGUCCGAAAUCUUAGAUGAAACAGAUCUAUACACAGAUAACCGAAAUAAGGAGAGAAUUCCUCAACGAGAAAGGAAACAGCACGACUUUUCACUCUUCAAACUUUCAGACAGCCAGAUGAAGGUAAAGAUUUCUCCGCAACUGAUGCUGGCUACACAUCGGUUUAUGGCGACAGAAGUCGAGCCGUUUAAGGCACCUUACCUUUCAGAGAAAAUUAUACUACGUCUUCUGAAGCACCCAAAUGUAAUCCAGGAGAUUAAGUUUGAUGAGAAGAACAAAAGAUCUUCAGAGCAUUACCUUUACCAACGCAACCGACCAGUUGAUUAUUUUAUUCUAAUUCUGCAGGGUAAAGUAGAAGUAGAAGUUGGUAAGGAAGGGUUAAGAUUUGAGAAUGGAGCCUUCACAUAUUAUGGAGUUCCAGCUAUAAUGACAACUGUUUCUUCAGAUAACGACGUAAGGAAAGUUGGGAGCUUGGGUGGAUCAUCAUUUCUGUUACCCGUGUCGGUAUCUCGUACCUUCGCUUUCAGCAGAGGGGAAUCUUUGGCUGGCUCCCCAGUAGUAAACAGAUCCCCUUCUCGCUGCAGUGGUUUGAACCGUUCUGAAUCCCCUAACAGAGAGCGCAAUGACUAUGGGGGCAGCAACAAUCAGUUAAGCAACAGCAACAACAAUCUUUACAUCCCUGAUUACUCUGUACACAUCCUGUGUGAUGUGCAGUUUGUUAAGAUUACAAGGCAGCAGUAUCAAAAUGCACUGACCGCCAGCCGCAUGGACAGCUCUCCUCAGUCUCCAGAAAUUGAAGUCUUUAGCGAGGGCGAUAGCACAAAAUCAACAAAAUACCUCCGGGUGUCUGAAUCUCCGAAAGAUGACACCACUGCCACCUUGGCACACGACAGGAACAGCAGCUUUGCAGGCAGCAAAUCUGAUGGGUUGAAAAGUCCUAAUGACUCUGUAUUUCUACAUAUGGAAGACAUCCCUCGAAUCAGAGAAGAACUGGCAGAUAAUGCAAAUUGUACAAUACAUCACACAGAUUGUUGUGGUAUUGGCAUGGAUCAAGAGAAUUCCAGUGUUGAAAUAGUCACAAAUUCAACAGUGAGCUGUAGUACAGAAGAAACUUUGGGGAAGAAGUUACUUAGAACACUGAGUGGCAAGACCCGAAAGAAGUCACGGGAUGCUGAGAAAAGCCCAGAAGAAAGUUCUGUUUUGCAUUUAAUCACAUGAAAAGUAUGACCCAACGAUUAUUAACAUGCGGACUGCUGUCUUUUAACAAUAUAUAUAUAUUACACGUACAGGUGAUGAAAAGGAAUUUUCUGUCUGAUAUCAAUAAGUCCUAACUGCUUUCAUUUUUUACUAAAUAUUCUUGUGCCUGAGCACUUAUAUUGCAGGACAGCGAUUUUUCUAAUGCUUUACAUCUGCCAAAACUGUUACUAUGCAUUCUGGUUAGAUAAAUGUUGCAAAUAUUCUUAA
This is a messenger RNA of Pelobates fuscus (common spadefoot toad), 3016 nucleotides long. It is a transcript of the gene CNNM1, whose product is annotated as cyclin and CBS domain divalent metal cation transport mediator 1. The record is from RefSeq and is a predicted model, not a curated record. Gene Ontology annotation, cellular component: cytoplasm; plasma membrane. Gene Ontology annotation, molecular function: transmembrane transporter activity. The transcript has 12 exons. Gene Ontology annotation, biological process: intracellular manganese ion homeostasis; magnesium ion homeostasis; transport. NCBI's taxonomy places the organism in Eukaryota, Metazoa, Chordata, Amphibia, Anura, Pelobatidae. Bases 68 to 2770 code for a protein of 900 amino acids.